Molecule: messenger RNA, 5493 nt
Organism: Oncorhynchus mykiss (rainbow trout)
Lineage: Eukaryota; Metazoa; Chordata; Actinopteri; Salmoniformes; Salmonidae
Gene: arhgef2
Product: rho/rac guanine nucleotide exchange factor (GEF) 2
Biological process (GO): cell morphogenesis; actin filament organization; regulation of Rho protein signal transduction
Cellular component (GO): cytoskeleton; ruffle membrane
Molecular function (GO): guanyl-nucleotide exchange factor activity; microtubule binding
Source: RefSeq, a predicted model, not a curated record
AGAUCAAGUGACACAUGACACGUUACCUGUAGACGUUAGGGCAAUUCGGAUGGUCUGUAUUUCUUUUUAUUAAUUGGACAAAGUAAAAUGUAAUUUUUUUAUCAGCAAGACUAUGGUAAACUUAUAAUUAAACGGUUAUUAUACUGUAGUUUUUCCUGAUUAAACCGUGGAAGACGUGAAAAGCAUAGGACAAUCAUUGCAACUGCGCGCUGAUUGGAAAGUUGGCUAUCGCAGCAGGUGCAGCCACCAAACCGAUGAUCGCCACACCUCCUCACUCCCCUCGUCUCCCAGGCUCCCCGUCAAAUCUGGGAGGACACUGCGUCCCCUGUCCGGCCCCCCCACCCUCCUCCCCUUGCCCCUCCCCUCCCUCCUCUCCCUCCUCUGGAGGGGUCACACUACGUCGGACCCCCCCCUCCUCCUGUCUUACACACACUCUGGACCACCUCCGCAGGCACAGCUGGCAGCCUGGAGCAAUGAUGUAUGGCUGCCCCCCACAGUACCAGCAACGCAGUGUGAGUCUGGAGGGUUUUGACCCAGAAGAGAUGGAGCGGGUGCUCCUUGGAGCCCUGGAGGGGUCCAGCAGAGGGGGGCGGGACCCUCGCCGAGCCCCCAUCACCUCCUUUGGCCAAGAACUGGGCUCCCUGCUGUCACUCACGGAGGAGGAGGUGGGCUGCCAGACCCCGGUCUUCUCCCCAUUGGAGGAGCAGUCGUCUCAGCUGCAGGGCUUCAGUGCCUCCGCUCCCUCCCUGUGUGCCAGUCCCAGUCUGCGCCAGAUACCCAAUGCCAACCUCCACCCUCCAACCCACACAAACACUGAUACACACUCUCCGACACCUUACACAUACCCCUACACACACUCACAAAACCACCAGCAUCAUCGUCAUCAACCUUGCCAUCGCUCCUACUCAAACUCCAAUUCCAUCUCCCAAUGCCACUACCAAGAGUCUUCCCUGGGCUCUGUAUUUGGGGGUUCCACACAGAGUGUGGAUGCGGAGCUUGGUGAGCUGUGGGGGCAAGAAGAGAGGCAGCGGCUGUGCGAAGAGAGAGAGAGGCGGAGGGAGGAGAGAAGGACGGAGGGACUGAGGGGUGCUCCCCCCGGGGAGGAGAGGGGGGAGAAGACGGGAAGCCCUCUGGGACGCACCUUCAGCUUCCUGCGCAAGAUGGCUAGCCAACGCAAGAACAAAGAGAAGGAGCGGAUGAAGGAGAGGGAGAAGGAGGCGCGGGAGCGGGAGGCGCGCUACAGCAACGGCCACCUCUUCACUUCCCUCACCGUGUCUGCCACCACCCUCUGUUCCGCCUGCAACAAGAGCAUCACCGCUAAAGAGGCCCUCAGCUGCCCCACCUGCAAUGUCACCAUCCACAACCGCUGUCGAGACACACUGGCCAACUGUGCCAAGAUGAAACAGAAGCAACAGAAGCUAGCCCUGGUGAGGAACAACUCCGCGCUGCAGAACGUAGCUCUAAGGACCAAAACCCCUAUGAUGAAGGAGCGGCCCAGCUCAGCCAUCUACCCGUCCGACAGUCUCCGUCAGUCCCUGCUGGGCUCCCGCCGUGUCCGCUCUGGCCUCUCCCUCUCCAAGAGUGUCUCCACACAAAACCUCGCAGGGAAUCUGAAUGACGACUCACCGUUGGGGCUGCGGAGGAUCCUGUCUCAGUCCACAGACUCCCUGAACUUCAGAAACAGAGCCAUGUCAAUGGAGUCCCUCAACGACGAGGGGGAGGUGUACUAUGCUGCCAUGUUGGAGGAGCUGGAGAGGGAGGGGAAGGACUUUGAGGCUGACUCGUGGAGCCGGGCCGUAGACCCCUCCUACCUGCAGACGCACCGCAAAGACGUCAUCAAGAGACAGGACGUCAUCUAUGAGCUGAUCCAGACAGAGUUCCACCACGUGAGAACCCUGCGGAUCAUGGAGGGGGUGUUCCGGCAGGGCAUGCUGGACGAGGUACUGCUGGAGCCGGGCGUGGCGCACGCUGUCUUCCCCUGUCUGGAGCAGCUGAUGGCGCUACACACGCACUUCCUUUCCCAGCUUAUGACACGACGCACACACAGCCUGGCCCCCGGUAGCGGUACCAACUUCACUAUCAACCAACUGGGGGAUAUACUGACUGAACAGUUCUCAGGUCAGUGUGCAGAUGAGAUGAGGAAAGCCUAUGCUGAGUUUUGCAGCCGCCACCCCAAAGCUGUGAAACUGUACAAGGAACUGCUGGCCAGAGACAAGAGGUUUCAGCACUUCAUACGGAGGGUAAGCCGGGGGCCCCUGCUGCGUCGCCAUGGCAUCCAGGAGUGCAUCCUGCUGGUGACUCAACGCAUCACCAAAUACCCUGUCCUCAUCCAACGCAUCCUGGACAACACCAAGGGCAGUGAAGAGGAAGCCCAGUCCCUAGCCCAGUCCCUGUCUCUGAUCCGGGACUUGUUGAGCUCUGUGGACCAGCAGGUGGCAGAGCUGGAGCGGACCCAGAGGCUCCAGGAGAUCAGGGCCAGAUUGGACCCCCGGGCCCAGGCGGAGGUCAGGGGAGGAGGGGUGUUCAGGGGAGGGGAGCUGCUCCGCAGGACUCUCCUCCACGAGGGCACGCUGCUGUGGAAGACGCAAGGAUCCAGACUCAAAGACGUGCAGGUCCUGCUGAUGACAGACAUUCUGGUGUUCAUGCAAGAGAAAGACCAGAAGUAUUUCUUCCCAUGCAUAGACAAGCCUGCAGUGUUGUCUCUGAAGAACCUGAUCGUGAGGGACAUAGCCAAUCAGGAGCGAGGGAUGUUUCUGAUCAGUGACUCCACCCCCCCAGAGAUGUACGAGCUGCAUGGCGCCUCACGAGACGACAGGAACAACUGGAUGAGACUCAUACAGCAGACAGUCAGCAGCUGUCCGUCCAGAGAGGACUUCCCCCUUAUAGAGACAGAGGACAAGGCCUUACUACGCCGACUCAGAGCUGACAUCCAGCAGAAGGACAGGGAGGUGCUGGAGCUCCUCCAGGAGAGAGUGACUCUGUUCUCUGACCUGGCUGAGGUCACCGGUGGGGGUCAGGAGGUCACGCCCCCCACCAACUCUAGGAACAUCUUCCGGGCCGACACCCCCUACGCACCCCAGGCGGAAUACCUACUCACCGACGCCAUCUCAGAGGUUGACAGGCUGAGUGAGUUGCUGCUGGGCUCCAACAUAGAGCUUCCCAAGUCCAACGGUAGCACCAACGGUACCAAUGAUGACCAGAACCACAAAGGGGCGCCAGUGAGCAAUGGAGAUUCGAUCUCCGUCAACGGGACUCAUGAAAUGAAAGGAAGUCCAGCGUCCAAGGACAGAAAUGGUAACCAGCUACAGGACAGACCCCUAAAUGAGGAGGUGUGUCAGAGGCUUGUGAACCUCAGUGCUCAUCUCCACUCUCUACAGGCCGCCGUCAUUCACCAAGACUCUGUCCUCGAGCUCCGCCUCCAUGAGGGCACUGGCCCUGCCUCCUCAGGUUCCUCCACUCCCACCCCCACCCCCACUCCUCCAAACUCCUUCCCCAGGCUGUGCCGUUCCAUGUCACGUGACACAGGUCUGGAUGCGGGCAUGGUGGCAGCCAUGGGGGAGAUGGCCAUGCUCCAGAAGCAGCAUGAUCUGCUGCAGGAGGAGGUGGUGAGGCUGCGCCCCCUGGAGGCCAGGCUGAGGGACAGCGAGAGGACCAGGGCUCAGCUGGAGCAGCAGAUCAGGGACAAUAAGGGCAGGAGGGGAAGGAGGGGCAGGAGAGGCAGCAGAGUCAGCAACGAAGACAUUGUGGUGGAUGUUACAGCCUUAGAGCAGGCUCCUGCUAAAAGAAGAGGAAGUGGUGAUGGCGAGCCCAGCCCUGUCGCGCCAUUGGCCUGUCAGGAACCAGUGGACCAAUUGGACGGCGUACAGGAAGGCAGUGAGGAGGAGGAGUCGGAGGAAGAGGAUGAGGCGGAUGUAGUGAAGGUUUCACCACGCUCUGACAGUCCAAGAGAUCUCCAGGAUAUCCCGGAGGAGAGCGAGUGCGGACCGGAAGCUCAGGAAUCCAAAGGCUGAUUCCGAGUUAACAUUGACCUCAAACUGGAUACGCAAACCAGAAAACAGGACUUGAGAGCUGGACCAACAUAUUCUCAACCUCCAACCAACCAGACCUGAUAGAACUUAUCUUCAGUGAUUCCAUCUAUUUGUCUUUCUUUGGCAUAGAAAGCCUACCCAGGAAUUGUGUAUUGUAUCAUGGUAUAGGUUAGUUCGGAGAUGUUAUAUGUUUUUCUAAUGUUAUGUUAAAAGCUUCAUCCUCGGGAUUGAACCCAUUUUUCCAAUCCCACUCUUCGUUUCUUCUUUCCCUUUUCAAAACAAGGAUGACUAAUAACAGAGAGGGAUUGGGGGUGAAGAGGAGGAGUUGUUCGUAACAACAAUGGAAUUCUAAUGGUGGACUGUUGAUCUAUAGGUGUCUGCUGAUACCAGUUGGAACUAUUCUGUACUGUAACUGCCUGUCAUUGUUGUACAUUUAGUGUCACCUCUCUACAGACCUGGUUUGUCUGUGGUGGUGGAGCUGACUGAUUUGAAACUGAACUUAGACCAGUAAAGGAGGGCGGGACAGGAAAAGGGGGAGGGCGGGACAGAAAAGGGGGAGGGCGGGACAGAAAAGGAGGGUGUACAUAUGCUCUAUAUCAUUGUUUAAAAAAUGUGUGGGUAUUAAUCAACUCUCACCCUCACUCCUUGAACACAAACACUUGAAAACUAUUGUGCUUUUCAUAAACCAAAUUGUUUCUUUUUUCUAGGAAGACAUCAGUAGUGAGCCACCAUGAGGGGUUUUAUACUGAAUAUUUUAUAAAAAUGGGGAGGGGAGGUUGCAAUGAACUGUUCUGACUUUUGGAGGAUACACACAGAAGAACCACACUGAACCAAAAAACAACAUAAUUGACAUAUUAAUUAGGAUAAAGAAUUGCAUCCUUAGAAUAAGGAUUGACUAAUCUGACUUGACUGUACCUGGGAUAUUUUCACCUCUAUUAUAAUCUUCAGUUGUAUGUUUCAUACAUGAACUACUAAAUUGAACUACUAAAACGUGGUUUACACUGUACUUAAUCGUGAGUUCAGAUUUGCCGGUGGAAUUGACUUUGAUCGUCUCUAAUGUAUUUCACCCAUAUGGUUUUUAGGAUGAUAAACUGUUGCUACCAGCCAACUCCACCAGCAACAUUGACACCAACCAAAACCUCCUUUAACAAAAAGUGCAACAUUUUUCUGACUGUCUUUGAGCUCACCCCUUAACCAUGAAGCGACUGUAUUAUGUAGGAAUGUAAAUUAUUUGACUGGAUUCAAAGGGUGUUUCCUUGUUUGAACUACAUUAAAAAAAAACGUUUUUUUCUUCUUUAUAUGUUACAUAUAUUCUAUAAGAAGUAUUUGUAUAAAUAUUUGAUCUGUUCUGAAAAAAGAAAAUGACUUUUUAACGUUAAUAUUGUAAUUUUGUCUUUUUAUUAUUUUUAUUUGACUUACAAUUAUUUUAAUUUUGUGUGCUGUUUAUAAAUCUUACAGAAAUCUA